Paralichthys olivaceus (Japanese flounder) is the source of this 4957-nucleotide messenger RNA. It is a transcript of the gene adam10a, whose product is annotated as ADAM metallopeptidase domain 10a. Gene Ontology annotation, biological process: Notch signaling pathway; membrane protein ectodomain proteolysis. The record is from RefSeq and is a predicted model, not a curated record. Gene Ontology annotation, molecular function: metalloendopeptidase activity involved in amyloid precursor protein catabolic process. Gene Ontology annotation, cellular component: synaptic membrane; plasma membrane. NCBI's taxonomy places the organism in Eukaryota, Metazoa, Chordata, Actinopteri, Pleuronectiformes, Paralichthyidae.
GGCAGGGCCGAGCGGAGCGGCUGGUGUGUGUGUGUGUGUGUGUGUGAUGGUUCCCUGUAAGUAGGAAGGGCGGCUGUGUCUUUAAGUGACAGAAACCAAAAGAAGAGGCAAUCAGCGCCGUCGCUGGGUCGCUUAUCUACCUGUGCUGGGACCCACCGGGGAUUUCGAUAUGAUUUUUGUUAAAGUGGCUCUCAUGUUCUGCCUCCUGACAGAUAUCUCAGGUCAGUCUGGGAACCCAUUGAACAAAUAUAUUCGUCAUUAUGAAGGUCUAUCAUAUGACACAGAGGCCCUGCACAGCAGUCACCAGAGAGCAAAGAGAGCACUCUCUCCUGCAGAGAGGGCCGUGCACCUGGACUUCCACGCACACGGAAGACAAUUUAACUUGCGGAUGAAGAGGGACACAUCUCUAUUUUCUCCAGAUCUCAUCAUUGAGGUGUCAGGAGUGGAGUCACCUGUUGAUACUUCGCAUAUAUACAGCGGAGAAAUCUUUGGUGAAAAGGGCACAUUGACCCACGGCUCCUUGGUUGAUGGACGCUUUGAAGGCUUCAUUAAAACCCACCAAGGAAUGUACUAUGUUGAACCCUCAGAGAGGUACCUACAGGACAAGAAUGUUCCCUUCCACUCUGUAAUCUAUCACGAGGAUGACAUCAAUUAUCCCCAUAAGUAUGGUUCAGAGGGCGGCUGUGCUGACCACUCAGUGUUUGAGAGGAUGAGGAAGUACCAGGUGUCGGCAGAAGAGGAGCAAGCCAAAGGGAUGAACAACGUGUUGGAGGAGGAGCACGUCCAUGGUCCUCUCAUUCUGAGGAAGAGGAGGGCAACAGGGAAAGAGAAAAAUACCUGCCAGCUCUUCAUCCAGACAGACCACAUGUUCUUCAAAUACUACGGAACAAGAGAGGCUGUCAUUGCCCAGAUCUCCAGCCACGUGAAGGCUAUCGACUCCAUUUACCAGGCCACAGACUUCAUGGGCAUCCGAAACAUCAGCUUCAUGGUUAAAAGGAUCAGGGUUAAUGACACCAUUGCUGAAAAGGACCCAAGCAAUCCUUUUCGCUUUGCCAAUAUCGGAGUGGAGAAGUUUUUGGAGCUUAACUCUGAACAGAACCAUGAUGACUACUGCCUGGCCUACGUCUUUACUGAUAGGGACUUUGAUGACGGUGUGCUCGGCUUAGCUUGGGUUGGGGCUCCCUCAGGAAGCUCUGGCGGCAUCUGUGAGAAGAGCAAACUGUACUCUGACGGAAAGAGGAAAUCUCUGAACACUGGUAUCAUCACUGUGCAGAACUAUGCCUCCCAUGUCCCUCCCAAAGUGUCACACAUUACCUUUGCUCAUGAGGUCGGGCACAACUUUGGCUCUCCUCAUGACUCUGGAAUUGAAUGCACCCCAGGAGAGUCAAAGUUACAGGACAAAAAGGAGCAGGGUAACUACAUCAUGUACGCCAGAGCCACAUCUGGAGACAAGCUCAACAACAACAAGUUCUCUAUCUGCAGCAUCCGCAACAUAAGUGCUGUGCUGACGAAGAAGAGAGACGACUGUUUUGUUGAGUCUGGCCAGCCUAUCUGUGGUAAUGGACUCGUGGAAGCUGGAGAAGAGUGUGACUGUGGCUACAGCGAUCAAUGUAAGGACCCCUGCUGCUAUAACGCCAAUGAAGAGGAUGGUAAAAAGUGUAAACUCCAACCUGGCAAAACCUGCAGUCCAAGCCAAGGCCCAUGUUGCACAGCAGAGUGCACUUUCAAAAUGACAAAUGACAAGUGCCGACAGGAGUCCGAAUGUGCCAGAGAGGGCACAUGCAAUGGAGCCACGGCUCUGUGUCCUGCCUCAGAACCAAAGGAAAACUUCACAUCUUGCCAUUCAGAAACACAAGUCUGCCUCAAUGGGGUCUGCUCAGGUUCCAUUUGUGAGAAGUAUUCUCUUGAGGUUUGCACCUGUGCCAGCCAAGAUGGCAAGGAUGAGGCAUCUGAGCUGUGCCACGUGUGCUGCAUGGAGAAAAUGAAACCCAGCACCUGCAGCAGCACAGGCUCAGAGAAGUGGGAAAAAUUCUUCAACAAGAAGAUCGUGACACUGCAGCCUGGCUCACCCUGCAAUGACUUUAAGGGCUACUGCGAUGUGUUCAUGAGGUGUCGUCUGGUGGAUGCCGAUGGGCCGCUGGCAAGGCUAAAGAAAGCCAUCUUCAAUGCGGAGCUCUAUGAGAAUAUCGCAGAAUGGAUAGUGGAUCACUGGUGGGCAGUGCUGUUGAUGGGCAUUGCUCUUAUUAUGCUAAUGGCUGGUUUCAUCAAGAUCUGCAGCGUCCACACCCCCAGCAGCAACCCCAAACUGCCCCCACCAAAACCACUGCCAGGUACACUGAAACGAAGAAGACAACAGCAAGCAAACCAACAGGCCCAGGGCCAGCGCCCACAACGCCAGCACAGAGAGAACUAUCAGAUGGGACAGAUGAGACGCUGAGACACUGGUCAGCUCUUUGCCUUAGUUCUUCCUAGUGCCUACAAUGGGAGCACUUCACUCCAAAGAGUUACAUUUACCAGAACAUUCAAAGAACUUGUAACUGAAACAUUUUCACUGGACAAAAGCCUGAAGUUUAAAUUUUUUGAUAGUUUAGUUUUUUGGGCCGAAUAAACUUGCUAAGCUCCUCUGCUCUGAGAGCCAGAUCAGCAGUGGUUCACACAGCUUUUAUUGGAAAUAUUUUUUCCAAGGAGGGACAUGAGCAGAAAUUCACUGCUCUGUUAUGUGGUCUUAAUCGUUUUUCUUUUUGUUUUGAGGAGAGAAGCAGCUUUGUGUCAGAGUUUGCCUUCCUCUGUCUGUGCAACCUUUUUCUUUCCUGUUCUUCCUCUCCAAAGUGCUGCCAUCAUCAGCACAAUAGCAGGACUGCAAGUCGCAUGAGUUUUUUCCACCAAUCAGAAACAACAGAGACAUUUUCUUGGAAUAAAAAAUAUAUAAUUGCCAAUGUAAUUAGAUUGUUUAAAAAUCAAAACACUAUCAGAAACUGAAGCUUUUCAUUUCUAAAGCAAACAUGUUCCUUCAGUGUGCAAUUGUACAGAUGUGACAGUCGAUUUUUCUCCUUCGAAUGAACCUGAUCGUCUGUAUGAUGAAGAUUAUUAUUGUUUUAAUUCACUUUCUCAGGAUUAUUAACACAACAGCAAACAUGUGUGUUGGGUGGGAAAGAUGGCUGCAUGCAUAUUUCAGGGUAAAGUCCCUCCUGGCUGAUGCCUGUGCAGAAGGGUUAGUUGUUGGUGAAGAAGAUGUAGAUUAUAGAGUCAUCUGUCGCAGAUGGAGGGUUGUGGCAGGGGAGAUAUAUUUUCUAGAUAUGUAUUUUUCUUGUUGUCAUGGUUCUGCAGCUGUGUUUACAUAAUAGUCUUUAGUCUGGGGCUGGAAUAAAUGGUGAGAGAAUAUAUAGCUUUUAUCAACCUGAUUGUAUCAAACUUUUAACUUUUACAAACUCGUAGUCUUUAAGAAAAUAAUAUCUGUUGAAACCACUCUCGGCUGGUUGGAUCCUCUCGGUCUCUGUAGCCAGAUGAAGAACCUCUCGGGUUUAAAUGUGAUUGUGGAUUUUGCUUUUAUUGCUUUUUACUUGCAGUUCAGAUUAUUUUGUAUAUCUGGAAAAGUUGACUCAACUGAGGGAAACUAGAGAUUCUAAUUUUAUUGUUGUUGCUGUUGCUGCUGGUAGCGGACACUUACCAGAGUGAACAAUCAAUACGUGUCGGCCAUUUCUUCCUCUGUUCUGUCGUUUUUCUACUGAUUGGGAUUUUCUCAAGGCACCUUGUUAUCCUUAUUACGCCCCUUGGUUUAUCUAAUUACAUUAAAAAUGUGCCUACCCAGAAUAGUGUGACUGAAAUUGGUGAACUAGUGUCAGGGAGCUUUACUUAGGCUGGAGCAGCGCAGUGCUGGAUUGUUCAUUUGUUGUGUGCACUGCAGAAACUGAAAGAUGAAAUGUGCUCGAAAUGAUGAGGCCUAGGACAACGCAUGAUUAUCACAGGAAAUGUAAAGGAUGAUUGAUUUACACACAACCAAAUGUUACCAACAUAGAAUUUCAGAUUAUAUUCCACGGUUUCAGCUUGUAAUUAGUAUUUACUUUCUAUGGUAUCAUAUUAAUGUCCAGCCCUGCUUUGGCUUAAUUUGAGUUUUCAGUUGUCGUCGGUCACCUUCACUGACAGAUUGAUGAGAGUUGCGUUACUGGCAAAUAUAGAAAUAAAUAUAUAUAUAGUUUUUUAAAGUUAUUUUAUGAGGGAGAACUUUGUCAAAGGAUACUUAUAUAUCUCGACCUUGUGAAAGAGUUGUAUGAAGCACAGCUACAGCUCCACAUUGUUUUCUGUGCAGGGUGCGAGGAUGUUGUUAAAAUCAGAUUCUAUGCAGACGGUCACACAGCACUAACGUUGGCCUCUUCACAAAGAAAUGCCUUCAUCGAUUUCUUUCUCCUAGAUGAAUGCGUGAAGAAAUUCUAUUGUGUUUUCAUAACAAGAUAGUUUUUCAUGCUACUGCAAAGUUUGCAGUGCAACCCUCUAUUGCUUCUUUUGCUGAUUCUGUUUGUUGUUUGGUGCUACGGGGUCAGAGCCUGAACUAUAUUCUUGAUUCUCUUUGACUUGUGUUCAUGUGUGUGUGUGCGUACGUGUGUCUUUCCUGAAUCAUCGUUUUCUCUGUGUUGCUAUGGUAUGGUGUGGACAAUAUGUGGGUGUUUAGGGUAAAUACUCUGGGAAAAUUCUUCUUUGCUUUCACAUUUCUGUGAUGUUAAGAAAACGUGCACUGAAGUGUAAGAGGUGUAAACUGAGACUCCAAACCAGUAAAGGUUCAGAACUGCUGUCUGAUUUUAAUGUCUUCUGUGUUUUAUACAGUGUCUUUUUGUUUUGAAUUUACUUAUUUUGUUCUGUUUCCCCAACACGCUUACUUUGAAAAUUUUACAAAAUUUGCAAAGGUAUUGUGCAAAUAUAUGAUUUUUCUUUGAACUACUUGAAAUACAUUAAUAAAACAUAA